AUGAAUCCUUAUCUGAUUGAGACCUACAUCUACAUCGUACUCCCUUCCAAGAGUCACCCUUGGAUCCAACUUGAAUGUUCUUCUCCGUAUGGUCCACAAUUGCCUUGUGAGAACAAAGCCUGUGACAUGUCCAAAAUGCUCCUACGUUCAAGCCAAACAUUCGACCAGCGUCCCAUACCUAGGCACCAACAGCGAAAGCAAUAA
Molecule: messenger RNA, 204 nt
Organism: Morchella importuna
Lineage: Eukaryota; Fungi; Ascomycota; Pezizomycetes; Pezizales; Morchellaceae
Exons: 2
Coding region: 1-204 (67 amino acids)
Source: RefSeq, a predicted model, not a curated record